This is a messenger RNA of Saitoella complicata NRRL Y-17804, 2086 nucleotides long. RefSeq names its product helicase associated domain-containing protein. Gene Ontology annotation, molecular function: ATP binding; RNA binding. The coding region runs from base 26 to 2086 and encodes 686 amino acids. Gene Ontology annotation, cellular component: catalytic step 2 spliceosome; intracellular anatomical structure. The transcript is spliced from 11 exons. NCBI's taxonomy places the organism in Eukaryota, Fungi, Ascomycota, Saitoellomycetes, Saitoellales, Saitoellaceae. The record is from RefSeq and is a predicted model, not a curated record.
CCACCAACAACCACAGCACAAGGUGAUGUUUGCUCAUCAACCUCCGCCAGCAUCUAUUACGAGCAACAUUGUAUCUGCCGACGCAGAAGCACCUCUACCAGGAUCCGCACUCAACGAGCUCGCACGGUUUUCGCUACAACGGCAGCGGGAGUUAUUACCUAUCUUCAGACAUAGAAAGUCGUUGCUCUACCUGGUUGAGACGAAGCCCGUGACCAUCGUCGUUGGACAUACGGGAUCUGGAAAGACUACACAGCUACCUCAAUAUCUCCACGAAGCUGGAUGGACGCAAGAUGGGAAGAUCAUUGCAUGUACACAGCCACGGCGCGUAGCAGCGACUACAGUCGCAACCCGUGUAGCGGAAGAAGUGGGCUGUACUCUCGGUCAAGAGGUCGGAUACUCUAUCCGCUUCGAAGACGUUACGAGCGACAAAACACGGAUUAAAUAUAUGACGGACGGAAUGCUGCUGCGUGAGGCUCUGGUUGAUCCGCUGUUGACGCGGUACAGGGUGAUUAUGCUGGAUGAAGCGCAUGAGCGGACGGUGUAUACCGAUAUCCUGCUUGGUGUUUUGAAGAAGAUUCGCAAACGCCGGAAAGACCUGCGACUGGUGAUCUCGAGUGCGACACUUGAUGCAGAAGAAUUCAAGGCAUACUUUGAGAAGGACAAGAAUGCUGCGGAGGAGGAAGUAUCGGGUAUCAUCUCACUAGAGGGAAAGAUGUUCCCGGUGGACGUCAUGUAUCUGGAAGAGCCUACCGAGAAUUACGUGGAGAAGGCGAUUGAGACUGUGUUUGAGAUCACUGCGAGGGAACGAAGCGGUGAUAUCCUACUCUUCCUUACUGGUCGCGACGAGAUCGAAAGGACUGCAGAACUCAUCGCUGAACGCGCAACAAACCUACCUCCGAACAGGGAACAGCUUCUCGUCCUUCCACUUUAUGCAGGCCUCCCCACGGAUCGACAGCUAGCUGUAUUUGAGCCUACACCGGAGGGCGUCAGGAAAGUCAUUGUUAGUACUAACAUUGCAGAAGCGAGUGUUACCAUUGAUGGGAUCGCAUUUGUGAUUGACUGUGGAUUCGUCAAGUUGCGAGCGUAUAACCCACUCACGGGAAUGGAAUCCCUCACCGUGGCUUCCAUCAGCAAAGCAUCCGCUGCGCAGCGUGCUGGUCGGGCUGGUCGAACCAAGCCCGGCAAGUGUUUCAGACUGUAUACACAAGCAGCUUAUGACACCCUCGCUCCCACCAGUGUUCCGGAGAUUCAGCGGAGUGAUCUCGCGCCCGUUAUACUGCAGCUCAAAGCACUGGGUAUCGAUAAUGUAGCACGUUUCGAUUUCAUGACACCUCCGCCGGCUGAGAUGAUGGUGCGAGCGCUGGAAUUGCUGUAUUCACUCGGUACAUUGGAUGAUUAUGGCAAGUUGACACAGCCGUUGGGUUUGCAGAUGGCGGAGUUCCCAGUUGAGCCCAUGAUGGCAAGAAUUUUGUUGAGUUCGAACGAUUUCGGAUGUGGUGAGCAGAUUUUGACCAUUGCAGCCAUGACGAGCGUGCAGAAUGUGUUUGUCACCCCGGAGGGCGAGAAGAAGGUUGCGGAGAGUGCGAAGAGAAAGUUUACGGUAGAAGAAGGAGACCACAUGACCCUACUUAAUGUGUAUCACUCUUAUACCUCACAACCCCGUGAGCGGGCCGUCAAAUGGUGCCAUCAGCACUUCCUCAACCACAAAGCACUGAUAAAAGCCGUCAGCAUCCGCGCACAACUACGACGCUACAUGGAGCGCUUCAACAUUCCCAUCCGUUCUGCGAGCCCAGAAACAGCAGUUCACGAUAUCCGUCGCUGCCUCGUGAGCGGGUAUUUUGCCCACGCUGCUCGCAUGCAACCUGACGGGACGUACAAGAUGAUUAAAGGAGGAGAAACAUUAUGGGCUCAUCCUACCUCGGUGAUGUUUAACCGGAAGGCUGAUUGGAUUGUGUUUUAUGAGAUUGUGGAGACGGAUAAAAAGAUCUUUAUUAGGGAUAUUACGAAGAUUGAGAAGGAGUGGUUGGCGGAGUUGGCACCGCAUUAUUAUGAGGUGAAGGGGAAGAAGACAUUAGAAUAUAUGUAG